Drosophila mauritiana is the source of this 644-nucleotide messenger RNA. RefSeq lists its product as uncharacterized. The record is from RefSeq and is a predicted model, not a curated record. Gene Ontology annotation, molecular function: RNA binding. The transcript is spliced from 4 exons. Bases 78 to 416 code for a protein of 112 amino acids. Lineage: Eukaryota; Metazoa; Arthropoda; Insecta; Diptera; Drosophilidae.
CUCACUGACAUACAAGGCGUUUUUCAGUCUACAUCAAUUUUAAUUGUGAUUUUUUGGUAAGGAUUGUUAUCAUAAAAAUGGGAACCGCAAGCGGGUUACCUUUGAAACAUCCACCUACCCACGACCACCAGCCGCGUCUGAACGAGGUGGCCCAAAAGUUUCUAGCCGAUUUGGACGAGGAGCGCCAGCGGUUGUCCGCGGAUUUUCCACUUUGCGCACUGCUAAUCGCCGAGGCUGUGGACCGUGUCCACGGCACUGGUCGUAUUCCCGGCAAGGCGUUAGACGUGUACAACCAAAAGUCGAUGAAGAUUACCCAAAAGGUCUUCGUGUCCGUUAAUCAGUAUCCCAAGAUCUGUCAUCGACAAGAAGUUGGGAGGCAACAGCAAUGGGGCUCUCACCUAUAUCAACCUGAUUAAGCGAGCUACGGGAAGUCCGCCCGAGUGUAAUGGACCCGCUUUCCCGCUUCCUAGUAUUUUGAUCAAUAUAGAGUCGACAAUGUGGAGGAGGUGGCCUUAAGUGCGAACCGCCCAUCAAGUCCUUUAAGCCCAAUUCUGUUAAACGGACAAACUUUAUAAAAUCUAUGCUGGGAGCACAUUGAAAAUCCUUUAAACAAGAAGAUUGCGGCAUUCAAGAUGAUGCUAAAU